Nelumbo nucifera (sacred lotus) is the source of this 2783-nucleotide messenger RNA. NCBI's taxonomy places the organism in Eukaryota, Viridiplantae, Streptophyta, Magnoliopsida, Proteales, Nelumbonaceae. The record is from RefSeq and is a predicted model, not a curated record.
UGUUUGACUAUCUUCCGAUCUUUAUUACCGUGAUUUCGGAUUUUUUGUCUGAUCUUUAAUUUCUGAAAAAUUAAAUGGGUUUAUUUCAGAUUCCUGGUUUUUAGAACUGGCAUGCACUAAUAGGAUCUUAAAAUUUUGAUGGAUUCUUCUUCUUUUUCUUCUUCUUCUUCUUCUUCUUCUUCUUCGACGUAGACUUUUAGACUGGUGUCUGAAACUUCAAUGGGUUCUUUAUAUGCAACCUGCAGAACUAUGAUCUCACGGUUGCAACGGAGUUUUGUUUCCGGAUUAGUCCAAGGUUGUCUUUUAACAACUUGGAUGAAUUCUCCUGAUUAUGAGUAGUUCAUUAGGAUAAUGAUCUGGGAACUGUACAAUUAGUAGGAUGUUGACAAGUCGAAAUCUCAUACUUUAAUAGGUUAGCCUAAGAAAGAAUGCUAAGAGAGCUAUGGUUUGCACAGCUGAUGAUCUUCUGGGCUGGAAGGAUUUCCCCAAAGGCCUCAGGGUACUUCUCCUUGAUGAAGACAGUGUUUCUGCAGAUGAGAUAAAAUCGAAGCUCGAAGAAAUGGACUAUAUUGUUUCCACAUUCUGCAAGGAGAGUGAAGCUUUGACGGCAAUUGCAAACAAACCAGACAGCUUCCAUGUUGCAAUAGUAGAGGUAAGCGUGGCCAAGAGCCAUGACAGUUUCAGGUUCCUUGAGACUGCUAAAGAUUUGCCAACUGUCAUGACCUCAAGUGUUAAUUGUCUAAACACCAUGAUGAAAUGCAUUGCUCUUGGUGCAGCAGAGUUCCUUCAGAAACCAUUAUCUGAAGAUAAAUUAAGGAACAUAUGGCAGCACGUGGUCCACAGAGCCUUCAAUGCAGGGGGAAGUGGCAUCUCCAAAUCAUUGAAGCCUGUCAGAGAAACUGUAGUUUCGAUGCUUCAACUCCAAGUGGAGACCAGCAAAUCAGAGAAGGAAAUCCUGUUAGAAAAAGAGAAUGAAGUACAGGACCUCAAACAUGAUAAUGAGCAAACAGAAGCCAGAGAUAGGUUCUCAGCACCCUCAACCCCACAGUUGAAACAAGGGGGAAGAUUGUUAGGUGAUGGGUAUUGCCAAGACAACUCUAGCUCUUUACUCGAGAAAGUGAUUGGCGACCAAGAGGGGGAAUCAAAAUCUGUCGAUACUACUUGCAACAACUCAGUUGCAGAAAUUACUCUCAAGGUAAACCAAUCACCAAAACCUGAAGAGGGUGGAUUCGAGGAGGAUGACUCAACUGAUGAUUCAAAAACUGGAAGCAACAUAUCUUCUCAUCCACGGGACAAGAGCAGUGUAGCAGAUUCUAGCAUAAAUACUGACAACCCAAAUAAGGCAUCUCUUCUUCCUAAUUCAUGUGGGAACAAAGCUAGUAAGAAGAAGAUGAAGGUUGACUGGACACCAGAACUGCACAAACGGUUUGUACAGGCUGUUGAGCAACUAGGCAUCAACCAGGCAAUCCCUUCUCGAAUUCUAGAGUUAAUGAAAGUAGAGGGUUUGACAAGACACAAUGUGGCAAGCCACCUCCAGAAAUAUCGAAUGCAUCGAAGGCACAUUGCACCAAAGGAAGAUGAUUGGAGAUGGCAACAUCCACGAGACACUGUCCAAAGGGUUUAUCCUCAUAAGCCUGUCAUGGCUUUCCCUCCUUACCAUUCUAAUCAUGGUUUUUCAGCCAGUCAAUACUAUCCUGUAUGGGGCCAUCCUGGCACUAACCCCCCCAAUGUCCCAAUGUGGGGUCACCCCAGCUACAACAUGUGGCAGUCUCCAGAAGGUUGGCCAUGCAAGAAUUAUCCAGGGAUGCAGGCUGAUGCAUGGGGCUGCCCUGUGAUGCCAACACCUCAAGGUCCUUGUGCUACCUUCCCUCAAGAUGCUUCUAGAUUCCACAGUAGUUUUGAGGGGAUUGGAGACAGAAGCAGCCUACCAAGGAAUUUCAUUGAUCUUCACCCGAGUGCAGUACAGGGAAUUACGAAAUCACAUCAUUCAUUCUCUCACCAGCCAAAAAGUGCCCUAAAUGGCAUUGAAUUUCAUGCAGGCAGAGGAGGUAAUAGACAAAGUUGUGAAGGAAGCAAUAAGCAAGCCAUGGCUGCCCUUGCCCCUAGGCCUCAAGCCUCCGUCAACUGACAUUGUUAUCUCGGAGCUCCACAGACAAGGCAUCUCCACCAUCCCUCCUUACAAAAACGCCAACAACUCUUGCUGAGUGCUUCUACUCCCUACUCCCCACGUUAACCACAAGGACUGAAGGACACAGCAGAUGGAUGACAAGUCUCUCGUCAGUCUCUGAACUCUGAUCGACUGAUCCUAUCCAUCGCGCCUGACAGGUGUACGUGCAUGAAGGGUUUCUACGGCCUUAAAUGGGCCACGUGUGUGGUUGGCAAUGUAGAAGAAAGUUGUGGCUGUAAGUGGAGCAUGUUUCAAUGAUGAGUAGGAGGAUGUGUGGGGGCGUUGAAUGAAUCAUGAAUGUUGAACGUUGUGCCUUCGGAGUUUUCAGUGUCUUGCCGGGUGGGGUGGGGCCUGCUUAUGCAAUUGUGCGAUCAAACGGAUGGAUCUGCGUAGAUGCUGGAUGUUGCUGUCGCUCUGACUGUACGAUUGGGAUACAUGUGUUAUCUGGGAUGGGCCCACCAGUACCAUGAUGUGGACGAGACCGGUAGAGGCAGUUUUGAGUUUGCUGCUUCUGCUGCUAUUAUAGCAGCCUAGCUGGCUGUACCCAUGUGUAAAAAAACGAGUUAAAAAUAAAAGAAGUUACUACCGAUUUUGGAAUAAUAGCCAUUAAUGUAGG